Molecule: messenger RNA, 454 nt
Organism: Aricia agestis (brown argus)
Lineage: Eukaryota; Metazoa; Arthropoda; Insecta; Lepidoptera; Lycaenidae
Gene: Roc1a
Product: RING-box protein 1A
Exons: 5
Coding region: 96-437 (113 amino acids)
Biological process (GO): protein ubiquitination; ubiquitin-dependent protein catabolic process
Cellular component (GO): nucleus; cullin-RING ubiquitin ligase complex
Molecular function (GO): cullin family protein binding; ubiquitin protein ligase activity; zinc ion binding
Source: RefSeq, a predicted model, not a curated record
UGUCAAACGUCGCAAGUAAACCAGAACAAAGCAGGCGAAAUAACUAAAAUUGCAGUUUUUUAGCAAUUUCUCCUCAAUAAACUUAUAUUUAAAAAAUGGCUUCUGCCAUGGAUGUUGACGAAGAAGAAAUCGAAUUAGCAUCAUCUAGUAGCAGUAAAGGAGACAAGAAAAGAUUUGAAGUUAAAAAGUGGAAUGCCGUUGCUCUAUGGGCUUGGGACAUUGUUGUGGACAACUGUGCUAUUUGUCGCAAUCAUAUCAUGGACUUGUGCAUAGAAUGUCAAGCAAACCAAGCUUCAGCUACGAGUGAGGAAUGCACAGUAGCAUGGGGUGUUUGUAAUCAUGCUUUCCAUUUCCAUUGUAUAUCACGUUGGCUAAAAACUCGUCAAGUUUGUCCCUUAGACAAUAGAGAAUGGGAGUUCCAGAAGUAUGGACAUUAAGUCUCUCAAUAUCUUGG